Molecule: messenger RNA, 2136 nt
Organism: Cyprinodon variegatus (sheepshead minnow)
Lineage: Eukaryota; Metazoa; Chordata; Actinopteri; Cyprinodontiformes; Cyprinodontidae
Gene: pard6gb
Product: partitioning defective 6 homolog gamma-like
Exons: 3
Coding region: 261-1661 (466 amino acids)
Biological process (GO): regulation of cellular localization; establishment or maintenance of cell polarity; centrosome cycle
Cellular component (GO): nucleus; cell cortex; apical plasma membrane
Molecular function (GO): protein kinase C binding
Source: RefSeq, a predicted model, not a curated record
ACCAAGUCAGCAGCGCGGUUAGUUGCUCGCUUGCUUUCGCAGGGUGAAGUUAUCCAGCGCCUCUGACGGAGCACUUUGGAAAAAUAUAAACUUCAACAAGAGCAGAAACUGGGAACAAACCUACAACUUUUCCACGGGAAACGAGUAAAAGGGAUUUUUCUGAAUUAGAUAACUGAGGAGUGGAGCCCCUAUUUCUGGUGGAAAAAGGAGGCUUAACUUCCCCCCCUUAUUUUUUCUCCCUCCUUCCUUCGUCCAGCAAAAUGAAUCGGAGCUUUAACAAGUCGCAACCUUUGCGACACCCUGAUUGUGACGCCGUGGAAGUGAAAAGCAAGUAUGGAGCAGAGUUCCGGCGGUUCUCUGUAAACCGGGUCAAGCCUGGUAAAUUCGAGGAGUUCUACAAACUCAUCCUCCAUAUUCACCGCCUUGCUAAUAUGGAGGUGAUGAUUGGCUACGCCGACACCCAUGGAGACUUCCUGCCGAUUAACAACGAUGAGAACUUUUCGAAGGCGGUCGACUCUGCUCAUCCCCUCCUCAGGGUAUUCGUACAAAGACGAGAGGAGGUUGACUACGCCACCUUUGGUACCAACACCUUAACCCGUAGGAAGAAGGCAGUGGUGGCCUUGCGCAACAGCGACAUCAACCGUAAGCGUCCCCGCGUCCCCAUCGGCAUGCCACAGGACUUCCGUCCCGUCUCUUCCAUCAUCGACGUGGACAUCCUCCCAGAGUCCCACCGCCGCGUCCGGCUUUAUCGCCACGGCUCGGACAAACCCCUGGGAUUCUACAUCCGGGAUGGGACCAGCGUUCGCGUGACUCCUCACGGGCUGGAGAAGGUUCCGGGCAUCUUCAUAUCCCGGAUGGUGCCUGGAGGUUUGGCAGAGAGCACUGGGCUGCUGGCGGUUAACGAUGAGGUGCUGGAGGUGAACGGCAUCGAGGUGACAGGGAAGUCUUUGGAUCAGGUCACAGACAUGAUGAUUGCUAACAGCCACAACCUGAUCGUCACAGUCAAGCCGGUAAACCAGCGGAACAACGUGGUGCGCAGCAGCAGAAUCUCUGGCAGCUCAGGCCAGUCGUCGGACAGCAGCGGCUCGAUCGGCAAUCCGAGUUUGUCUGUGGCCUUGCCACGCGAGGCCUCCUCCGCAGUGCAUCACAGUUACCACGAUGACCUAGAAAGCGACGAAGAUACAGAUAUCGUCAUAGAAAGCAGCCUCAAGCGGCCUUCCCUGCGUUCCAACACCUCGAUGGCUUCCAGCGUGUCCCGCACACAACAGCAGACUCCAACAAUGCCGGCAGGUCCAGCGGCUCCUCCGAGUCCUCCCUCACGUCCUGCGUCAGUGGUCUCCACCACCUCAUUCCGGUCCCAGACUAGUCUCAACGGAGGGUCCCACCACCAGCACCACCACACACAUCAACAACAACAGCAGCAGCCACCAGCCAUCAGCUUGAGCCACCAGUUGCACAGAGACCUAAACCUUAAACACAACCAGCAGUCCAAACACAGCGAGCUGCACACGCGGCCGCCUCAUCACAGUAGCAACCCAGCGCUCCGGCACAGCAACGGCAGCCUGCACAAAAUCCUCAGCUCUCUGAAAACGGACCCACGCCACAGCCUCACUCUGCCCAAAGGAGGGGUGGAGGAGGAUGGCACCGUCAUUACCCUAUAAUAAUUACUGAUAAGGAAGCAUAAACAUCCUGGCUGCUCAGAGACUAUACAGGAACAGUCAGAUACACACCAGCACAGACUUUCUCUGUCAGAUCCUAACUGUGGAGCCUCUGGGUUUCUUAUAAGACAAUAGGAAGUUUACAACAAUGAUACUGUAUAUAAAUCUUGUAUUUUUAAAGUUUGUCUUAUGUUCAUAAAUGUGUAUGUUCUUUAUAUGAAUCACAAAAAAUGACUUUUUAUAUAAUCAUCUGUAGGUUAGAGCUCUGAAUGUACCUGCAGCCUGGUAUCUUCUACUGGUGUCCACCUUUUAAAACCUACUUUUAUUCUCAUCACAGGGACCAAUGUGGGGUUUCUUAUGGAGGUUUUUAAAGAGUAAAACUAUAUUUCUUAUAUUCCUAUAAAUGAUCUGUAGAGCUUGUUUUUUAUUAGGUCUUUUAUGCAACAAUGAUUGUGAUCAAAUCUUUGUAUCUGUUUAA